AUGAAGUUUUACUGGAACAAAGUUGCAUUUUCUGCCAGAAAACAGUGCUGUGCGGUGGCCCAAGCGCAGCCGGAGGAGGCGGAGGACGCCCGCCCUGCACCGCAGCUCGCAUCUGCGGCCGCGCGAUCCACCUCCCGCGCCGCUUCUCCCGCGUGCGUCCCUCUGGCCGCGGAGCCGGCGGGAGGCCACAGCAGACCGAUGGCGGCGGCCCUGUCGGGCCUGGCGGUACGGCUGUCGCGCUCCGCCGCGACCGGCGGCUCGUACGGCGCCUUCUGCAAGGGGCUCACACGCACGCUGAUCAUCUUCUUCGACCUGGCCUGGAGGCUGCGCAUGAACUUCCCUUACUUCUAAGUUGUGGCUUCGGUGAUUCUCAAAGUGGGCCUGCAGGUACAUAUUUAG
This is a messenger RNA of Aethalodelphis obliquidens (Pacific white-sided dolphin), 399 nucleotides long. Its product is annotated as small integral membrane protein 10-like. The record is from RefSeq and is a predicted model, not a curated record. Lineage: Eukaryota; Metazoa; Chordata; Mammalia; Artiodactyla; Delphinidae.